This is a messenger RNA of Seriola aureovittata, 5771 nucleotides long. RefSeq names its product adapter molecule crk-like. The coding region runs from base 281 to 1237 and encodes 318 amino acids. The record is from RefSeq and is a predicted model, not a curated record. The transcript is spliced from 3 exons. Lineage: Eukaryota; Metazoa; Chordata; Actinopteri; Carangiformes; Carangidae. Gene Ontology annotation, molecular function: protein binding.
UCCGCCAUUUCAGUCCUGGAGUUUCUUGUUGCACAUUAGUUUUGAAUAUUUUUUGUCAUUUUAACGUUUAAGCAGUAGAAAAAUAGGGGUUUGUGGUGCAACAUUUACCCAGUCAACUUAAACGCCUCGACAUUCUUUGGUGGAAGUUGCUAAAGUCUUGGCAUUAUACUGUUUUUGUUUUUUUCAGCGGCAGCGUUAGUCAACUAAAGUUUUUGUAUGAGUUGCGGAUAGGGAGAGGCGAAGGGGAAAGGCCUCAAGCCUCGGACGGGAUUUCACAGCCAUGGCCGGUAAUUUUGAUGCCGAAGACCGUGCUAGCUGGUACUGGGGAAGGCUAAGUCGCCAGGAGGCGGUUUCUCUUUUACAGGGACAGAGACAUGGUGUUUUCCUGGUGAGGGACUCAAUAACCAGCCCCGGUGACUACGUGCUGUCCGUUUCAGAGAACUCCAAAGUGUCCCAUUAUAUAAUCAACAGCAUCAGUAACAACCGGCAAUCUGGCUCAGGUUUGGUUCCUCCUCGGUUUCGGAUUGGGGAUCAGGAGUUUGAGGCGCUGCCGGCCCUGCUGGAGUUUUAUAAGAUCCACUACCUGGACACCACUACACUUAUAGAGCCCGUAAGCAAGGCCAAGCACACAGGUUUCAUCAGCUCCUCUGUUGGAGUGCCGCAGCAGCCCGAGGAGGCUGAGUUUGUCCGGGCGCUGUUUGACUUCCCGGGCAACGAUGAGGAGGACCUCCCCUUCCGCACGGGUGACAUUCUGCGUGUGCUGGAGAAGCCUGAGGAGCAGUGGUGGAACGCUGCAAACCAGGAGGGCCGAGCCGGAAUGAUCCCCGUUCCCUACGUAGAGAAGUACCGGCCCGCCUCGCCCACUGCUGCGGGCUUGGGUCCCCCUGUUGUGGGGGCUGGACAGGGGGGGCAAAUUGGAGGGGUAGCGGGCAGCACAGACGGAACAGGGGCUGCACCGCCCAACCCUCUGGCGGACCCAGGCCAGUACGCUCAGCCAGUAGUCAACACUCAGCUUCCCAACCUACAGAACGGGCCUGUGUAUGCCCGAGCCAUUCAGAAGAGGGUGCCCAACGCCUACGACAAGACGGCGCUUGCCCUGGAGGUGGGAGACAUGGUAAAAGUGACCAAGAUCAACGUGAACGGCCAGUGGGAGGGCGAGUGCAAGGGCAAACGCGGCCACUUUCCCUUCACCCACGUCCGACUGUUGGAACAACACCAUCCUGACGACGAGAGCUGAGACACACACACGCACUCCCAUCACCUGUGCACAUCCCUUCUCUUUUGGCCACUUCAUCAUGCUCGGAAAGAAAAACAUAUUUAUACAAGCACACAGCACAUGAACCUAUGAGCUAAACCCACACGAGACGUGUCGGGGGAUCUUGCCUAAUGUCAUUUUGGUGGACAUCGGUCAUACUAAGGGUUUACACUAAGGUCAGACUGAUAUCGGUUUGCCUAUAUUAGCUUAAGUCAGCAUUACCCACAACUAGUGUUGCCUUCCUCCAUGACUACAGCCUCAUAAAAAAUCACCAACGCCUGCAGUGAAAUCAAGUAGACAGCGACAUAUAGUUGUUUAAUAUUUAUUGGUGUCAAACUUGCAAAUUAACACACUUGUGUGUUGUCUUACCCAGAAUCAUAUGGGAAGAUCAGUUAUCAGUUUUAUCUCCAGUGUAACUCAUACAGAGAGAGGUAUUUUUAGCCGAGCUUAGCUUCACCACUAGAAACAAGGGCAAACAGUAACCUAGCAAAGUCAAAAGAGAAAACAACAAGUCAACUUUCAAUAACUUCAGUUUUAUUUACAGCUUUCACACCUAACCUGCUCGGUGUUUAGUUCAGAUGAGCUGCUUCUUUUAGCUCGGUCGGCUUUUGGCGGGUGUCAGUCAAAUUAUGGAUCGUAAUGUUACAGCACAAGACACUUCUUUAUUGUCUGGUUUCUACCUAUUAGGGAUUAUUUAUCACACACAAGGUUAAGUUGCAGUCUUGACUAAUAAUUCCUACAACCAUUUAUUUCACCAUGAGCAUUACCUGUCAGUCCAUAUCAUUUAAUGUUUACAGCUUUUUGCUCCUUUUAUAAUAAGUUAUGUGAACAGGAAAUAGAAGGAUUAAUAACUACAAGGCAAUGAUGUUUUUUUCCCUUUGGUCUGGACCGAUUGAACCAAACUAAAGACCAGUUAGAUUGUUACGAGUCAAAAACAAAUGAAAAUGAUCAAAUUAAGAGUUUUAAUAUCAACAGACUGUGAGUUUCAGACAGUUUCAGUCCACAGUGAGCACAGUAUCAGGCACCAGUUACCGAUAUCAGUCAAACCCUAGUUUACACACCUUCAGCCCAGUAUUGAAAUCUGCACUGCACAAGCAGAAAUCAGCCUACUCUUCCCUUCCUGCCGUAAUCUGUGUAUCCCCACCCACUUCAAUUCAUUCAUACACAGAAGGGAAAAAUAAUCGAUUGCACACAGGAGACGAAACACUCGGCUUCUCUCACAGAAUCAUGAAUCAGUGAGUUUUUGUAGACUGUGAACCUCAGAGCGAAACGAGCAAAGACUUUUCCUGAUGCCUCCGUCUCAUGGAGAAGAACGGUCCUCCUCGCAAAGACGACUUCACCGACUUAUUACAUACUACCCACACUACAAACCAAGUCCUCUUUUUUUUGUACUAAAAGUGGAAAAUAUGAUGAUAGAAUUGACUAUAUAUAUAUAUAUAUAUAUAUAUAUAUAUAUACACACACACACACCUUACAUUGCUAAAUACUGUAAACAUUUUGUUUCCUUUCCUACAUUUGAUUUUCUUUUACUUUUUGUUACCAGAGACCGUAUGCCUGUUAUUUUAUGUUCCUCUUUUAAAACACUAUUCAGUGCCAACAUGGAUGACUUCAAAUGCAGCAGUGUGAGAGAACAAAAUAAUCACCCUGUCGCAGAGGACAGACGGAUCCCCCGAGGCCGUUUUAGAAGAUGAGAAGAGAAAGGUUGAGGGAUUUUAUUUUUGUCUUCCAGCAGGGUUUUUUUUUUUUUUAUAACAUUAUCAGUUGCAAAUGUUUUUAAGAGGAAAAAAAAAAAAUCCACCCCAACACUAGUGCUUCUGCAUUUUUUUAAUGUGCCGGUAAAACAGAGAAUAUGUCACUUUGUCAUUUCUUGUGCCACCGAGGUGCUGUGACUGAUACUUGUAGGUUUAUUGUUUCUCAUCAGCUUUUUCCACAUUGAAAACACAAGCUAUGAUUACACAUGAAGCUUUUUUUUUUUUUUAGACACACACAGACCCACAGAGCAUUAUGCCAAUAUGAAAAUAAACUAUAAAAUGGUCUUAUUUCUCAACUAAAUGUAAUUUUAUAACAUCCUGUUUUAGAAGAAUGUGCUGUCAGACCUUUUUUCCUCAAAAGCAGGGUUGUCCUCUUUAACAUUAUCUCCUGUGUUAGCCUGUGUAAGCUAGUGCACACUUAUAAGGUGGUUUGGAAAUGGUUUUAAAAUGUGGUAAAUGGCAAUGACACUGAUGAACUGCUGUUACCAGAGACAAUAACACUGUUUUUGAGAGAAAAAUGCAUCCUGUGGUCAUAGUCUUAUUAUUCACAUGUUAAAAGAGACUAAAAAUUGGUUUGUACUUUAGUCUUCCCAAGUCAGAAACUCGCAUGUAUCAUCUUCCUACAUGAUUUGUAAAUGCGGUGAAUGUUUCUUGUAUGCUGGCAAUGCUGAACGACAGUAGGAACAGGGUGAGUGACAAACCCCAGCUGCAUGUAGACGUUUUUCUUUUUUUUUUUUAUCAGUCACUGGGGAGGAUCUGCUGAGUUACAUCCUCUCUACCUCAUUGUCUCAUGAAUUGGAAAAGAUGAGGAGUUGCAUAGGAACUGGCCCUGAGGCCUGAAGGCUCAGUCCCUCACUUUUGUUUUUUAUAUGUUUAAAAAAAAAAAAAAGAAAUGAAUAACAUGCUUGGCAAAUUGUUUCCAGAGCAUUCACAUAAAUAGAUUUUAUGUUUGCUUUCCAAAUCACCAGUUGAACAAAGUCCUGGGGUCAGAUGUACAAAUGAUGCCUACACACAAAAAGAAAACCCUUCAUGUAUCAUUUCACAUAUAUAUUUAUUAUAAGAAAGAUAUGGUGAAGCACACAUCUCAACACAGCACAUGCAUGGUGUUCUUUAAGGAGAUGAGUGUGAUACGGUGAAGCAGAACAUCUAAAAAUAAGUAUAGGCCUAAACACCUACUGUGCCUGUAUUAUAGAUGCAGUUAAUGGCACAUUGUCCUGGCUGGAUGUCAGUGGAGAACCAUGCAGCUGAUGAUCAGCGUAUUUUCCUGUUCUCUUCAGUGACACGCCUUAAGUUUUGUAGAGCAGAUCUACAAACAGUUGACCAAAGGUGCGUCUGUGUCCAGUCGCAGAUCACUGUGUGAGGCAAAAUCAGGCUGAUGCAUCUGCACAGUUUCACAAUAACUGAGAUUUACAAAACGGAUGUAAAAGAGUGCAUAUCCAUAUUACUGCUUUUGUACAAACGUAGAAAGUUGGUCUUAAACCUACACUGAAUUUUUAUGCAUCUGACCCCAGAUGUCCUAAAAUGUAGUCUUGAGUUUACAGUGUUUUUAUAAGUUGUGAAAUGUUCCCUCAAUUUGCUCUUUGUUUUUGAGUCUCAAAUUUAAAGAGCUUAUUUUUUGUACACUACAUUAAUUAUGUUAUUUUUUUUACCCUGAUAUGUUUAUGUUUAUUAAUACGAGCCACAAGUGUGGCUCAUAUGCAGCCCCAUAUAUAUUCAUAAACACCUGCUAUAGUUCAAAUGCUCAUAUUACAUGUUUCUUGAAGCAAAAAUAUGACUUGAUCACAAUUAGUGGUUAAUAUGCUGAGAGAAGUCAGUUAUGUGUAACUACAUGAUUCACUAGCACAGAGUGCCUGUAUAGACUUUACAUGGGUAUAUGGGUGACCGGGUAACACUAAAUGACUGUUAGUGACAACAGUGAAAUGACUAUAAAGUGUGAUGCUCCAAAUGUGGUGUGUUAGUGAUUUGAGGAAAGUAGAACAUUUAAAAAAUAUAUCCAAAAAAAACAUCAUUGAUGGAUUUUAAUGUGUAGGAAUUUUAAAUUAUCCAAUGUAUAAUUUGAAAUGAAAAACUCAGAAAAAUGCUAAAUGUGAUGUCAACUGUCAAGUAUGGUUAGUUUUUGCAUAAUUUAUAUCAAAUCGGUAUAAAAAAAAAAAAGAUGAUCAGUGAUGGUUGUUCCUUCUACCACAUUUCCCAUAUUAUUUCUUUGAAUGGAAAGAAGUGCUUGUGUUUCACUGUCCAUUCUAUGAUGGUACCCCUUGAUUUUUUUUUUUUUUUUAAAUCCUUCUUUCUAUUUGUUGUAAUGCCUUUAUGCAAAGUGUUAAUUGGGUGUUGCAUUCAGAUGCAUGUCACUGAACUCACACUGUUGCCUUUGAGAGGAAUAUUCUCAUUUCAUAGUCAUGACAUUAUUGUAAUUCAGCAAAGUCCAAUGAAUACUUAAGAAAUGUGUUGUUUUUUUUCUUAAAAGAUACCACUGAUGAUUCUACAAUAUGCACCUUAUCUCCUUCACAGCUCAAGACUCAACAUGCCAAAUAAUGAUGUUUUUCUUUGUUUCGUUGUUUUUGCUAUGAUCAAAUAUUUUUGCUUUUAUGCCAUUUCAGCCUGACUUUGAAGAGGACCGGAACAAGCAAAAAUAGGAUUUUUUUUAAAGAGAUUGUACAAUAUGUCAAAGUGUUAUGAAAAUAUAUUAUUUGAAGUUAUAAUUGCCUUCUUAUUUUCUGUAGUAAUGUGUUAAUAUACCUAGUCAAUAAAAAUAUACCAAAUUGUCA